Molecule: messenger RNA, 10456 nt
Organism: Orcinus orca (killer whale)
Lineage: Eukaryota; Metazoa; Chordata; Mammalia; Artiodactyla; Delphinidae
Gene: LIX1
Product: limb and CNS expressed 1
Exons: 8
Coding region: 9251-10003 (250 amino acids)
Biological process (GO): autophagosome maturation
Cellular component (GO): cytoplasm
Source: RefSeq, a predicted model, not a curated record
GGCAUGGUUUCUCCCUCAAAGACUUUAUAAUCCAGUGAGAUGUGAAAGUGGGUUUUUAGGUACAUGUACCUGAUGAUAAUCCAGUCUCUUCAGCAACAGCAUGGCCUGUAAGAGGGAUGUCCCUUGCAGUGGAAAAUGGUCACUAGAUGGCAGUGUCACCCCACAGUCACCAGCCAGGAUGUCUUUGAAUUACUUGCAUCUGUAGUUAGCAUUGGCCAGGAGAUACAACAGCAGAUUCUUUUCCAAGAUUGACAAAGACAGCAGAUUCCCUUUAACCUUUGCAAAAUUAAUUCUACUGUUCCUUCACAAGACCUAUCUAAUAAAAUCACUGUCAUAAUACAGAUGCAAGAAAAUAUCACAUCUAAUUCUCUUGAAAAUUAUACUAAUUUUGAAAGUAUUUACAUAGCUUUGAAUUUUAGGUAUAUCUUUAAAUUCAGGUAUUCUUUUUUUUUUUUUUUUUUUCUGCUGUACGUGGGCCUCUCACUGUUGUGGCCUCUCCUGUUGCGGAGCACAGGCUCAGCGGCCAUGGCUCACAGGCCCAGCCUCUCCGCGGCAUGUGGGAUCCUCCUGGACCGGGACAUGAACCCGUGUCCCCUGCAUCGGCAGGCGGACUCUCAACCACUGUGCCACCAGGGAAGCCCUAUUCAUUUUUUAUAAUCUAUCUACUUUAAAGCAUUUUGAUAACAUAAUGUUGAAGACAGCAUAAUAGAACCACAGAAUAUUUAUUUUGGAAUACAUUUUCUUAUAUUAAAAGUUUCAAAACCAAUUUGGGAAACUAUAUGACUUCACCCUACUCAGCUUUAUUCAGUUGACUCAGUCUACCUUUUGGGUACCUAUUACAUAAAAAGCUUAACAAUAAGAAAAAUUUUUAAGUCUACUACUAAUAUAGUAAAACUGUAUUAUGACGCAAAACACUUGUUGAAUCUGGGAGUUUCAAAUUUAAAUCCUGGUUUUACCACUUCCCAGGUACCUUCUGUAGCCUCUGUAACCUCGCUUUUUUGAUUUGUAAAUGAAGACAUUUAAUGGUCCCUGUCUCGAGGUUGUUCUGAAGAGUAAAUGAAAUAACACCUUACAGGAGCUUAGCACAGUGCUUGAUGCUGGUCCCUCAGUAUCCCCUGGGGAUUGGUUCCAGGACCACCUGUGGGUAUCAAAAUCGUCUCAUGCUCAAGUCCCUUAAAUAAAAGCGCAGACGGUGGGUCCUCCAUCUCAGCGGGUUCUGAAUCUAAGGAUACAGAGGGCUGACUGUAUGUUUAGUGUAUGGUUCAAAUGACUUAAGGUUACCAAAAGGGAGAUUCCAGAGGAAUCUUUCCAUUUUUCAAGGUAUUUCAACUAUGAUUUUAUCAAGACGUACAGAUACUUUGCUUGCAGCUUUCCAUUGUCUACUUGGUGUUCCCUUGAAAUAAGCUUUUCCUGCAAGGUAUGCAGUUUGUAUUAGUGCCAGGUUUGCAGUGUUGGUAACCAUCAGUCUGUUCUUUGGUGUACAGAUGGCUUCUGAGCUUUCUCCAGAAUCAUAAAGAUCUUUAAAGGGUACUAACUGGAAGGUUAGUGCAGUUCAAGAUAAUCCUUCUUUUAGUUAAGUGCACUGUAAAUUUUCUGACAAAACACAUAGCUGCCUAAUUAAAAAACUUAGGUAAACCUGCUGCCUCAUAGUUUUAUCAGCCAUUUCCACAGGAUAGGGGGUUGAGUUCAGAGCACUUCCCUGAGGUGUAGGUUUGUUUCGUGUCACAUUCAGUGCUCUGGGUAAGCCAAGGCUCACCAUCUUCAUUGUUCUUCAUCCUUCCUCAGAACAACUUCCUAGAGAGCAUCAGGCCAUAUCUUAGUUUGCCCUUGAUCUGCUUUAUGAAGUACUCUGCAACUGUAAUGGCUGGGGAUGAGGUAAAGUUCAGAAUAAUCAUGAGCUGCACAGUUGCAUAAUAACUGGGAGUGUGGGAAUAACUCCAAAGCCCACAACACUCAAAAGGACUAAUAUUGAUAUAUUUUAAAGGUCUUAGGUUUUUCUUUUACCUUAGUAUUAUAAAUAAUGAUGACAUUAAAAUUAACUUUAUGUAACAUUUAGAAUCAAAUUAUUGUAGGUUUAAUCCCAUAAAUAGGAGCAUGCUCAUAGAUGUGUUAUUUAGGACAUUUGUCACAGUAUUAUGUGCUUCCGUUUAGAAAAAAAAUAACCACUUGAAAUAAAUGAAUCAAAAGAAAACCCUGCUUACUAUAACUCUGCUGUUGGUAGAAGAGGUUUGGCCUGCAUUAGGAACCAAGAAACAUGUCCACAUCAGUUUUCCAAGUGGUUCGGUGUUGUGUAAAGUGGUACCUGGGGAAGGAGUACACAGGUUUUUAAAUUUUUGUUGACUGAAGGUCUUUUGGAGAGACAGGAACAAACACACAACACUUACAUGACAAUACAAAGACUAUACUAAAGAGCCUGAUACCACUGAUGUAGUGCUGAGGAAAUUCCAAGGAUAGUAGAUAAGUGAAAGGCCAGAGUGCUUUGGUGAGUUGUUUUGGGCAAGGGGGAGGGAUUUGGUUGAACAGGUAGCCUGAAAGAGCUUGCUAAGAGGAAAUCAUGCAGAAAAUUGACAAGUCAGAAAUCAAUGUAAUAUGCUUAUUAUACUGUACAUGGGGGAAAGUGUUGUGUGGCAAAGGUCCAAAUUAAAGAUGACUUUGAAAAAAUAUUGAAGUAUAGUUGAUUUACAGUGUUGUGUUAAUUUCUGCUGUACAACAAAGUGACUCAGUUAUAUAUUUUUUUCAUAUUUUUUUCCAUUCUUAUUUAUCACAGGAUAUUGAAUAUAGUACCCAGUGCUAUACAGUAGGACCAUUGUUUAUCCAUCCUAUAUAUGAAAAAUUUUAAGUUUAACUUGAUGUAUUAGGAAAAAGAGUGAUCGUAGAUUUUAAGCAGUGCAAUUAUUUGAUUUUAAAGGGAGGAGGGAGUAGAACUAAGGGAACUUUGUCAAUGUUAGACAAUGAAUUGGAGGAAAACUAGAAUCUAAAGUGUUAUCAUGUUGUCUUGUCAGCCUAAGUAUUCCAAUUAAGACAACCUGGAAUAGAAUCCUAUUCUAUCAUACUAGAGUUAUAGUCUUUAUUGCCUUGUUCUUAUUUUAGAGAUGGGAAAACGUCUUUAGAUGUAAAAUUACUUUUCCAAAGUCACAUCGACAGAAUAAGGUUGGGAGUGAGAGAAAAGAUGGAAUUCAUGCUACCGGCAAGGUGAAUGGUAGGAAAACCACUGUAAUCGAGUGGUUUAGACCUUUGUUUCCAGCUCUGGGGUCUAAAUUCUACAAGUCACUAAGAUCCACAGACUGUGACUUGUCUUCCUGGUGCCGUGGAGAUAGGAGAAAAAGUCCUCACAACCAGGUCCAGGCUUUGAGUACUAUCUUUCACAAAGUUCCUCCAUUUUUAGAAAGUGGGUGGGUUUUUUCACUUGUUUUUCCAUAACAGGCCUUUUCAUCUUCUCACGGGCCCAAGAAACCCAUCUCAGUAGAUUGAAGCCCUGAGUGGAAUAUUUCUGGUUUAGAGGAGGUGGAAAAACGUUUAUAGCCAAAAACGUUUUCCCUAGGAAGCAGGGUGGUGCUGGGGGAGUAGUUCUUUUUCCUUGAGCUCAAGGCUAAUGAGGUACCUUGAGAGAAUCAUAAGAAUAUAUUUUUGUCUCACUUGGUCUUUCUCCAGUUUUCAAUUUGUGGAAAAAUCAGCCCCCUUUCUAUACAGUUUCCUAUCCCUCCUUCUUUAAACAAAUUUGAAAAGAAAUAAUGUUUCUUCUGUGUCAGCAGGAUGCAUGCUAAGUGCAUUGCUCUGGUGGUGACUGCAUAGGAAGUGAAAUGGAAAUUAUAGUUUAUAGUGUGAAAUGGAUGGGCACAAGGCUUUUAUCUUAAUGUAAGCAUAUCCAUAAGUGUGGCCUGAAUUGAAUUAAGAGUAUACUAAUGAUGCAGUCUUUACAGGAAGCUUCAUCUAAAAUAUAUAGAGCAGUGAAGUUACUGGCUUGCUUGAACCUAACAUUGCCAUCAACUAAUCUCAGUUUUGUCAUUUGUUUAUAGCCAAAAACGUUUUCCCUAGGUUUGUUUUAAUCAAAUAUAAUUUUUUUCAUAGUCUAGAUUUUCAUUUUAACUUGCUCACUGUUGCAAAGAUUUAAACAUUUCAUACAACUCAUACCCCAGAAACAUGACUUCGUCUAAAGAAGGAAGAGGGUAGCUCUAGUUAGUCCAUGUAAACUGGGUGUGUGUCUCACCCCCCCAGCAUGCCCCUUAUAGAAGACCACAUCUUUAUUUUUAUUUUUAGAUAAAAACAUAAAACUGGAGUUCUUAUUUUAGGGAUGGGAAAACAUCUUUAGACGUAAAAUUACUUUUCCAAAGUCACAUAGACUGAAUAAGGUUGGGAGUGAGAGAAAAGAUGGAAUUCAUGCUACCGGCAAGGCGAAUGAUAGGAAAACCAGUGUACUCGGGUGGUUUUGACCUUUGUUUAACUGGAGUUCAGAUAACUCUUUUAAGAUGAAUCUGAUCAUUUUAUAGCCACAGCUUAUAUGUUUUUUCCCCAACAACCAGUGAAUUCCUAUCCUGGAAAGCGGGAAGCAGGGGGAGUAGGGGUGGUGGUCCUGUGAGAAAAUGCAAGGAGAGGGAGAGGAACCAAUAAUCAGAUAAACAUUAAUUAAAGAUAAAACAUUGUUGUAAAGGCCACUGGCAUAGUCCACUAAAAGCAAGCUAAAAAAAUUUUUUAACUCUUCUUUUCAAAAUACAUUAUUAUGCUGGAAGUCAGCCAGCCACAGUUAAGUAAUCAAUUCAGUUUUCAUAGAACACAAAUCACAUGACCCAAGGGCUUGGCAUCAUUAUCUCCAAUCCCGUAAAUUUGAACAUCCAAAUUCCUGCACCUUUAAAUACCUCUGUUUAUCUUGGAAGUGUUAACCCGUGAACUAGCAAAGCCUCCUCCAAUGAUAUCUUUGGCCUCUAAAGUAUUUCUUGAAGAAUCAAUUUUACUUCUCUUUGGAGACAAAAUACCAAGAUUGGACUGGGUAAUUGGUUACACAAAACAAUCAAGAUGACGUGGGCUCAUUCAGGAUCCCCAAAGUAUAUGAAACAGAAGGUGCAGAUAAAUGAAGGGUUUACUUUCAUUGUGCUUUUUGGUUCUCUGACUGCCCUGGCAAAGACAAAGGGCAGUUCACUAGUGUUUUUAUCUGGUGGGGAGGGAAAUUAUUUCAGGAAAGCAUUUUUCGUGAUUUUCUAUAAAAAUGAGAGAAUGUACAUUCCUUUAAUCUGUAGAUGGGAGAUUUAUCAAUUUUCUAAUUAUUCGUGUAGUUCAGCAGAUUAGUACUUAAUAAUGAUUUCCUGAAUAUAGCAAAAUAUCAAUGAACGAAUAUCUGAGAUAAAGUUCUUUUACGUUGCCUGUGUUUUUAAACUUUUGUCUGAUAAUUUGAAGUUGCCUUUCCAACUGACCCUCUCAUUAAUACCUUCCUUGAUUCAAACAUUUCAUUGGUCUCUUCCCAGUUGAGAGUAAACAAAUUAACACUGAGAAGCCAUUUCAUUCCUUUUACUUGUUCCUUCCCAGUUGAGAGUAAACAAAGUUGAUGCUAACCAGCCUUUCAUUCCUCCUACUGGCCUCUUCCUAGUUGAGGCUAAACAAAGCUGACACUGAACAGUCAUUAGUCAUUACCCCUGCAAAGUCAGUUUCUUCCUAGCUUUGCCCUUCUUCCCCCUCCCCCAAGCCCCCAGCAACAUUGCACAGGGCUCUGACCCUCUUCCGGCCAAUCUGGUAUUUAGGACCUACCAGUUCCCCCACCCAUCUCCACUGGAAUUUGGAAGGAGCUGCUGUCAAUUGCUCCCCAUUGUUUCUGUUUUGAAUAGUUCUAAAUAAGCUCAGACCCAGUUACUUAACGCCUACUCUUUGGAGUUUGCAUACCUUGUGCUAAAAUCUUUCAGGACCUGUACUCUCAAGGUCACUGUAGCCUUAUCAACAGGCCAACUCUCCUAUUUCACCUACCCCAGAUUCCUCCUCCAGGGCCAAGCAUUGUAUGAAGUGACACAGCAAGGAGGAUAGUGGAGGUACUAAUUCUUCGCUGCAUUAUGUUUUCUAACAUUCUGGAUGUUAUUUCAGUUGGUGGCCCCUGCCUCCUCAUCAGUUUUUACCUGUAAUGAACUAAUUAACAACAAGAAUAUUACUCAUCUGUAUUAUUAUCGAUACUCUCUGGGAGCUUUGUGUGUGCUGUUGCACUCAGCCUUCCACUUUUACCAUUGGGUGAUCAAUUUUGAACACUGAAUAUGUCAGUUCGAUUCCAUUUCUCAUAUUUCUGAGUGGUACCCUUAACAGGAUUUCUAAAAAUAUCGUUGUGGUUUUCACUGUAGUCAUCUACCCUGUUUCAAUACUUUGAUUUUGCUUUUGCCAUAUGACUAGAGAUGGUUGCAGUUGACAGUGAAAUCUAAUGUGUGAACUGUAGAAUAUGUACUAAAACAGGCACACUGCACAGGGGUUUCUCAGGCGCUUCCAUCUUCAUCAGGUGUUUUCUAUAUCAGAGAGACUGGUGAGAAACCACUGAGUUGUUUUUCUAGAUAGUCUCACAAUAGCACUUUAAGGUAAGAAGUCUUUAAGGGCAGACAAGGAAGAAAUGAAUAUGCAAAGGCUUCGGAAAACAUCUGCUGAAGAACUGGGCCUAAUGAGAAAGAAGAAAAUAUACUAUCCAACUGGAAUGUUGUAUAUCCACCUUUCUAGAAUUUUUUUUUUAUUAUUAUUUCUUAAAAUAUAACCCAAUAAAGAUCAUGUUAUCUUUAUGAAAUUAUCUUUGCAAAGCUGUUUUGGGGUUCUCUAAGCAGAUGUUCACAGUUUGCCUUUAAAAAAAAUCUUACAGAGGUUGAAGAUAAGUUUUAUUAAUAAAUGUUUACCCUUCGUUUUAGUUAGCUUUAGUGGUGAGUACCUUUUAAUUCACUCUAUGAAUAUGUGUCCCUUACUAUUGAUGAAUGGGUAUGAAGUUGACUAUGAGAAUAGCAGUGAUUUGUUUGAAGACAGUCUAGCUUUUAGGAAAUAAAUAUAUGACUUUCCAGAAGGCUAGAAAAUGUAUGAUAAUAUUUGUGUUCAUUUGUAAUAUACCCAUAGUAUCAUAGAUGUUUGAUCUGAAAGAGAGCAUCUGGCUCAAACCCCUAAUUUUCUAGAUGAGGACUCUGCGUCCAGAGAAGAUAAGUGACUUCUUCAAAGUUAUGCAGAUAACUAAAAUCAAGUCCUAGAUCUUACUAAUCCCAAAUUCAGUGUUCCUUCCACCACACUACACAACCAAAAUACUUUAUGUACUACUGGAAUUAAAUUUAAGCCCAUAAAAAGUCCAUUAUUGAUUGAAAUCCCAGAAUUAUUUCUAAUUUUUCUACUUUUAUAUUAUUAGUCUCACUCCCCUGAGAAGUCCGUAUUAUUUUUUCUGUUCCUCUAAUGGGAACCUAAAAUAUCUUGGUUUCUAUCUCAGUAUCACACUGAAAAUAUUUGCAUUCAUUUAUGCUUCAUAUCCAAUCAAUAUAUAAUAAUUUUGUGUCUACAAACCAUCUAUUUUCUCCUUUAAAUUAUGAACUGGAUGGCAAGGACAUUGAUGAUUUCCUAUUUGUUACAGCCCAUGUAAAGUACACUUCGGGACCCUAUGAAAGAAGUGUGACUUCUUUCAAUUUCUUUUUUUAUAAUAUCUUUGCAUUCUGGGGCAACCCUAUAUGUCUGUUGUGUGUGGCAUAUGCAUACUCUCUGUGGGCAUUUUACUAGGUGAUGGUCAUUAUAAUAGGAAUUACUAUUACAGCCUCAUUCCUUCUGUUUCCUUUUAUUAAUUAAGCCCACCGCUUGUAGAAGCGGUUGGUAGCAACUAGCCGAAGAAGCUGAUCACAUGGAAAACAUCUUAUAUAGUCUUUAAAGAACCGGUUUCAGUUAAUCAUAUAGUACAACAUAAUUAUGGAAUCUGAGUAUUAGAAAGAACAUUGGAAAGCGAUCUCCUGUGCCUACCCUGGAAAAAUAUUUUAAAUAAAAGUGAGGAAAUCCUCAACAAGCCAUCAACAACUAACAUAGGUUACAGCCACUAAAAUCAGUUCUUUUAUAUCUGGUUUAAAUCCUUAUUACUGCAGUAGAAUUCUAUGACAUGUCUCCUGUGGAAGGACUAUUUAACAUUGUUGUGAGUGGUGUAGGACAUCGGUAGAAAAAGCAGCUUUGUUUUCUUCAGAUAUUUUCAUAACCACCUAUAUUCUUUGAAAAAUAUAUUUUUACUUCUCCUGAAAUUUUUAAUAUAAAAAGUUAUCCUGAAAGGAAAUGAAAGGAAGUGAAUGAUAUCAGAACUCAUUAAAGUCAAUCUUGGGAACGAUUUGCCUCGAAGGAUAAAGAAGGAAACAAAUGUUCCCAAGCAAGUCAAAACACAGACUAUGAGAUUUUAUUUGCCACUGCCCAUCAAAAGUGACUAUAAUUUGGGUGGGUGAAAAAAUUAAACACUUGGCUCCCAAAGAGAUGUUCCUGGAUUCAGAUAAAAUACAUGAUCUGGUGCCUGGCUACAUCCACAAUCUUUACAGCACUUCUUUACCGAGAAGAAUUUAGAUUAUACUGAUUCUGAGCUGGAAGUCCUGAGCUGGAAACUCCUUUGCUACUAAGGAAACUUUCUUGAGAAAUAACCUUCUUGCUUCUAUAUACCUGAAGUCAGCACAUUAGAAGAUGAGUGACCAAAAGAAAUAUGUAAGUCAGAAAGCUGCACACCAUUCAGGCAAAAUCUGGUUCGAGAGGAAAGCUGUUCCCAUGAUUAGUGAGCUUCCCCAGCUAGCCUGUAGGUGGGUGUGUUUAACAGAAGGAAGCAAUGGGAACCCGCCUGUCAGCCAGCCUUUUGAGCUAAUUAGCUCAGCAUACAACAAAGAUAAGUGAGCCUGGGAGGAGGGCCCCCUGAGGGGUCUUUAGAUUCUGGGAAAUGUCUGAUUGGCAGAUGUUAAAAGAGAUUCUUUGGUAAUCCUGUGCAUCAAUGAGCUGCACAAAUUCAGACCAGGACUGCAAGAAUUCAGGCAUGAGGACACUGUGCAGCAGGCUCGCACAGGCAGACCCAAGAUGGACAGAACCUUGGAAUCCUUGAGACACAUCAUUGCCCAAGUCUUGCCUCACAGAGACCCGGCUCUAGUCUUCAAAGACUUGGGUUUCAUAUUACAAAGGGCUUCUGAAACAGAACUUUGCUAUGGAACUGCCCAAAAGUUAAGAUUUGUUAGCCUGAACUCAACUUUAACAACUUCUGAAACUCAUGUGUUAAGUUACAGCCCAUAAUAGGAUACAGCUGCACAAGGUGAAUGUUGUGUCAAUGUUACAGGAAUUUUGGGAAAGCAAGCAGCAACAGAGGGCUGCGUUCCCAAGUGAAGGUGUGGUAGUCUACGAGUCGCUGCCGUCUCCUGGACCACCCUUUGUGAGUUAUGUGACCCUCCCAGGGGGAAGCUGUUUUGGCAACUUUCAGUGCUGCUUAAGUAGAGCUGAGGCCAGACGCGAUGCAGCUAAAGUGGCCCUAAUCAACUCCCUCUUCAAUGAGCUGCCCUCUCGCAGGAUCACCAAGGAAUUCAUUAUGGAGAGUGUGCAGGAAGCAGUUGCCUCCACUAGUGGCACUUUGGAUGACGCGGACGACCCCAGCACCAGCAUUGGAGCCUACCACUACAUGCUGGAGUCAAACAUGGGGAAGACCAUGCUGGAAUUUCAGGAGCUUAUGACCAUUUUCCAACUAUUGCACUGGAAUGGAAGCCUAAAAGCCCUUCGUGAAACAAAGUGUUCCCGACAGGAAGUCAUCUCCUACUAUUCCCAGUAUUCCCUAGAUGAAAAGAUGCGCAGCCACAUGGCCCUGGACUGGAUCAUGAAGGAGCGGGAGUCACCAGGAAUUCUCUCCCAAGAGCUACGAAUGGCCCUGAGGGAGUUGGAGGAAGCCAGGAAAGCAGGACAAGAACUACGUUUUUACAAAGAAAAGAAAGAAAUCCUGAGUUUAGCCCUGACUCAGAUCUACAGUGAUCCUGACACUUCCUCACCCAGUGAUGAUCAGUUGAGCCUCACGGCCCUUUGCAGCUAUCACUAACAAGGCCAGGUCCCAGCUGCCCCCAAGGCAGGCAGAGGCCGGACUGUAACAUUAGGAAGCUCAUAGAAGGAGGUCAUCAGAGGCUUUAGCAGCUAUAGAUGCUGCCUGAAGACUGUACUAAUUCUCCCCACCCAUUCCAUUCAUAGAAUCUCAGAGUAGGAGGACCCUUAUAGGACCCAACAUGUCACUCAAUACAAUUUUCCCAUCACACUCUCGAUAGUUCCACCUCAGACUGAAAGGAUGGAGACAGGAUUGCUUGAAAAAUAUUUUCCAGGCCUGGCUUUAACCUGAAGCCUUGUUGACAUGUGCCUUGCUAGAUUAUAUAUGUGGUUUAAAAGAAUGGGUCAAUGUAGCAUCCCCGAAAAGAACACCAGCCAGGACUGGGGAAAAUAGCAUGAUAGCAAUUAAAAAAUACUUGGGAUUAAAUAAACAAUAUGGAUUCUUUUAAAAAAA